CUCCUUUACCUUAGAAUGGGAAAGAUCAGCGACAACGAACUGCCUCACCGAACGAAGAUUGCGGACCUCGUCAUCCAGCGCUUCAAGGCUAAGUACAAUGAGAUGCAGAACGAGAUCAGGGAGUCUCUCGGACGUGUCGCUUGCACCACCGAUAUCUGGUCGAGCGUGAAUAGGACUGGAUAUAUGGCCGUGACAGCUCACUACAUAUCGCGU
This is a messenger RNA of Schizophyllum commune H4-8, 213 nucleotides long. RefSeq lists its product as uncharacterized. The record is from RefSeq and is a predicted model, not a curated record. The annotation marks the transcript as partial. NCBI's taxonomy places the organism in Eukaryota, Fungi, Basidiomycota, Agaricomycetes, Agaricales, Schizophyllaceae. The transcript has 2 exons.